UCGAGAGGAGAGAUGAGAUAAGAUCCGUCCGAAGCCCCGAGAGAAGCGGAGCGCCAGGCCUAAAGCUGAGUCAACAACAAAGACACUCGACAUGUCUGGCAAAAAACAUCACAGUUGCAGCUGCUGCGGCUGGUCCAACUUGACGACUUACCGAGGCCUGAGAAUCCACCAGGGGAAGAUGGGCUGCACCCCAAAGGGACUGAGGAUCCCGGAGAGUGCACAAAGCAAUUACUAUCCUAGAUUAACUUACACGCCUACUCCAAUCAAAAUCGAGGACCCUUAUUAUGAAAUCACCAAAGCUCCUGUCAGACCUGUCUUUGAGAUGCCUCCACCGUCUUAUAAAUCCCUUAGAAGCUUGGACCAACGUCUGUCCACUGGUCCAUCACAGGUUGGCAGAAUUAUGAACUCAACCAUCCAAAUGACUCCUCCAUCCACACAGACACCAAUGAAGGAGACGAACAAUUCCUUAUUUGGGAAUUUCCCGGUCUCGUUUCGAACUGUCACAAGCUCACACCAAGCUCUUCCAGUGCUGGAUUUCUCCACUGGGACAUUGCAGGCUGACGUGACGCUGUCAGUGAUGUCAACCAUCCAGAUGAGUUCUCCAUCCACACCAACCCAGAUGUUGGAGACAAACAAGUCAUACUUUCAGACUCCACCCCUCUCCUAUCAGGCCGUUAAGAGUUCGGACACAGCUCGUCGAGCGCUGGACUUCUCCACGGUGCAGGUGGGGCAGCUGAGGGAGCAUCUUCCAGCUGCAGGUGAGGAAACCAUCAUGGAUCUGAAGAAGAAAGAGAAGGAAAAAGCACGGGAAGCUGAAAAACUGCUGCAGAAGAGUUUGGAUAGCGAGAAGCUGGAGAUCGACGCAGUGUUCUCGGAGGUGAUAACAAUUGUGCAGGAUGCUUGGGAGGAAGCCCUUCUGCCUCUGGAGAAGAGGAAAAAAACACUGAAAAGAGAGGCUCAAAGCCUGGUGCAGAGGCUGCAGACAGAAGUUGACAGACUUAAGGACACCAUUGAUGAGCUGGAGAGAGACCGAGACGCCCAGGUUUUUCCACUCCAAGGCCUGGAUGAAUCAGGCUGGGGGAAAAGUGUUGACACUUCAUGCUCCUUUGGGACCCUGAGAGCAACAACUUCUACCAUGAUGAAAGAGAUCCAGCAGAAACUGGAAGACCUGUCCCCCCUCGAGCUCAAGAGGAUCCCAGCAUUUGCAGGUGUGUAUGUGCACGUGUGCAUGGACAGUUGUCCAAUGUGUGAAACUCCAAGGUUGGGACACUAA
Cololabis saira (Pacific saury) is the source of this 1273-nucleotide messenger RNA. RefSeq lists its product as uncharacterized. The record is from RefSeq and is a predicted model, not a curated record. The transcript has 13 exons. The coding region runs from base 92 to 1273 and encodes 393 amino acids. Lineage: Eukaryota; Metazoa; Chordata; Actinopteri; Beloniformes; Belonidae.